Tarenaya hassleriana is the source of this 1105-nucleotide messenger RNA. RefSeq lists its product as uncharacterized. NCBI's taxonomy places the organism in Eukaryota, Viridiplantae, Streptophyta, Magnoliopsida, Brassicales, Cleomaceae. Bases 105 to 1016 code for a protein of 303 amino acids. The record is from RefSeq and is a predicted model, not a curated record. The transcript has 3 exons.
UUUUGAAUUGUUUGGACGAAACCUCCAAUGGAAACAUAUACUCAACGAAGAGAAAUAUCCCAUCAUCGUCAUCGUAAGAUACAAAGAGAAGAAAGGCGGAGAAGAUGGAGCUUUCAUCGCCGGAAUGGAAAGCGGAGGAGAUCGUCGACUUCAGGGCACCUCCGCCGUCUCCGGUGGCGUCAGGGCGGCGCUCCUCCGUCACCAAUGCGGAGGUUCUGUCUCAGUUCAUACAGAACUCGGUGAGAGUGCCUGACCUUGUCUUGCCCGACAAGGUCUUCCCCAAGCUGAGAUUCAUCCAGAACCCUCCCGCCAUCGAUUUUCUCCAGCUGGGUCCUGGAGAGACCGGCGUCGUCUCGCAGAUUCAGGAAGCCAUGGCUGCCGUCGGUUGUUUCCAGGUGGUUAACCAUGGAGUUUCCGAGGUGGCGGUGAAGGCGGCCAUGGCUGACGGAGAAGCGUAUGCAGCUCACUCGCUCCGACGACGACGACAGCCAAGACGAGUUCGUGUGGUCCGACGCCCAAAGCUUCAUGUCCGAAAUGGAGGGAUUUCGUCUUCCCGGAUAUUCCCGUUUCAGGGAAAGGGUCGGAGGAAUUCUGAUCACCACGAGGAAGAAGACGAAGUGAUGAGAAUGUUGAUAAGAGGGUUCGACCAUCCCCAUGCCCUCUCCCUCCAUUUCUGCGAGGGCUCUUCUGAAUUCCACGUCUACUCUAAAAAGGGUUGGAUCUGUUUCUGCCCUCUUCCCAAUGCUUUGCUCGUCACUCUCGGCGAUCAGCUUCAGGUAUGUAGUGGCGGGAAGUACAAGCAAGUGGUGGGGAGGGCGAUAUACAAAGGAGAUGGAGACGGUGGAGAUGAGCUUCGCAUUUCAAUGGCGUUUCUUUACUCAAGGGUUAAGAAGAGAGACGCAAGUGGAAGGAAUCAUCGUUACAAGCCUGAGAAGACCAUUUCCCUCAGACAACAGCUCCUCUUUGCCCUGUUUCUCUCUCUCUUCUUCCGCCUCUGUUACACCUUUCAAUUCUAAAAAUAUUAAAUUGAUGUCUUAAAAUUCCUAUGAUAUAUUUUUUUUUUGGGAGUGUCGGGUUCUUGUUUGUUUUGAUUCAUAAAAUUGCA